AUGAAUGUGGUUCAAGUUGACGACAAUGAAAGUCAUAUUAAACUUAUAAGAAUGAGGCGAACGCGAUUCCCUGCUUGGAACACGACGAGUACGAGUCGAGAAUAUGGAAGACUUUUGGGUGAAUUCGAAGGUUAUGCUCACGAUAUAGAAGGAGUUGUUUAUGCCGUCGACGACAGCACGCUUUUCAUAAAAGGAUUCACGUACGACGGCACGGCUCCGGAUGCUUUUUUUUGGACGGGUAAAACUCCGCGGCCCAACCCGGAUGGUAUCAUUUUACCCCAUCCGGAAAAUUACACUGGAAGGGAUCCACCCAUACUCAAAAGUUAUAAUCACGAAGAUGUCAUACUUCGACUUCCGGUCGGCAAAAAACUCCGAGAUAUGAAAUGGUUGAGCAUUUGGUGCAGACGAUUCACGGUUAAUUUCGGAGAAGUUUUAUUUCCGAAAAAUUUAGAGCCCCCCAAAGCGAGACUUUUGCCAGAAUUUAAAAGGUUGGCACACGGUCUCAGGAGUGGAAACAUAACGAUAUUGGAUUCGAAAACGUUUUACAUUCCCAAUCUUCACUACGACGGAGCCGGUCCCGAUGCUUAUUUUUGGGUCGGUAACGGUACCGAACCCACGCCAUUUGGAAUCAAAGUACCCAACGAAAUGAAAAGCCUUUCACCGUUGAGAGGAUAUCAAGGGGAAGACAUUGAAAUUGUUUUGCCUGGAAAUUUGACCGUUUACGAUAUCGAUUGGUUGGCUGUUUGGUGCGUCGAAUACAAACAUAAUUUCGGACACGUUUUAAUACCCAAAGAUUUGGACGUACCUCCGGCUGUUGGACAAACGAAAAUCACGACGACAACCACAACCGAGCCCAAACAUGAGAGGUAUUCAAAUUGUAGAGAAUUAUUGGACGAACGUCUUCAAGUUCAGUGGGAAUUGCAAGGGGAUUGGGUACAAAUACAAUUGGCAGCUAGAAUACGAGAUGACCAAUACAUGUCUUUCGGAUUGUCCGGUGAAUCCGGACGAAGCUCGAUGGUGGGCGGUGACGUUGUCGUCGCUUUUUACGACACGGAUAGAGGAGCGUUCAGAGCAGAAGAUUAUUACAUGUCCGCCACUGCUCAGUGCGAUGGAAAAAACGGAGUUUGUCCCGAUACCAGGAUCGGUGGAAGAAACGAUAUAGUUUUAGCAAGCGGUGAAAAGAAAAAUGGCGUCACUACGAUUGUUUAUCGACGAUUGCUUCAAACCAAUGAACCUAUCAACGAUCGACCCAUACCGCGGGAUAGAGAAGUUAACGUCAUCGCCGCCAUAGGUCCGUUAAACAGUAGAAAAGAAGCAAACGCUCACGGAAUACCGGACAAAACGACAGAUGAUAUUCGAAUAGAUUUCAGCAGCAGAUUCGAUCACACUUGCACAACGUCUUUGUAUAACGUCCGAGACGAAGAAGUCAUCAAACCUUGGCCGGCAAAUGUCAUAAUCGGUGAAAAAGUUUUUUCGGUUCGUAUCGGUCCCACCGGCGGUAAAAGAGGAUACACUCCCAUCACGGGGCAUCCCUCUUGGGGCAUUGCUUGGUGGCUCAACGACAAACUCAUACCAGAAGUAUACGUCGAAAGAGGUCAAACGUACACUUUCGUGGUCGAGGGAGGCAACGACAGAACCAAUCCUGCCAGGUAUCAUCCGUUUUACAUAACCGACAGCAAAGAAGGAGGUUUCGGUCAGAAAAGAGAGGAUCAACAAAGGCGGCAAAGAGUUUUUGCCGGAGUGAGCUACGAUGCGGAAGGUUAUCCAUAUCCGACGGCCGCCGGACGUUAUUGCGAAUGGGCUCAUAAAACGGUGGAUCAAUCCGCAGUCACGCCAACAUUCCAAGAAUAUAUAAAAACGUUAAGAUUGAUGUGCGACGAAGGACAACCGGCUUAUUUGAAUUGGACGGUUGCUCCGGACACUCCGGAUUUGGUUUAUUAUCAGUGUUACACUCAUAAUAAUUUGGGUUGGAAAAUACACGUGGUGGAUCCAGGAUUUCAAUCGCCACAGCUCAACGAUGCCAUGAAAACAUCAUCACAAACGAGUCUGAUUGUGAUUGUUUUCAUAUCCGCCAUUUUGAUCGGUAUGACGCGGUGA
Molecule: messenger RNA, 2097 nt
Organism: Pediculus humanus corporis (human body louse)
Lineage: Eukaryota; Metazoa; Arthropoda; Insecta; Psocodea; Pediculidae
Exons: 10
Coding region: 1-2097 (698 amino acids)
Source: RefSeq, a predicted model, not a curated record